AUAUUUGGUAUGUGAAUUGUUGUGAUUCGUGAGACACUAUUUUGAUCAGCUCCCUGGUUGAAUAACAAGUUGGUUCUUCUAAACAAUGGAUGAUCGACCCGUUAGUGGUGUGGGUGCUUACAAAGUCAACUGGGAUGAAAUUGAUGAAUUGUCUAAUCCAUUUGCAAAUGGUGGCAAAGGUAUUCCAUCUCAACACCGACCUAAAGCUGUCCUCAAACCGUCUGCACACGGAGAUGUUUCGAAUGAUGAUACAAAACAGUCCAAUUUACUACCACCUGAUGCAGAACUUGAAAAGCCUCCUAAGCAAUCUCUACAAAAAUCCAAACCAGUAAACCAAACUCUUCCAAAACCGAAUAGUUCUACUGAGGUUCAACAAUCAUUGAAUCUGCCAUCAUCUACAGCGAUAAGUGAUCAAGACAAUCCUAAAACCAUUCAAAAUGAAAAUAUUCUUCAGUGUAAUGGUGAAACUCUUUCAGUUGCUAAUCCUCAAUUAAUCCCGUCUCCUGAGAAGAUAUCUGAGGCGUUACAAAGUGUUAUCAAUGAUCAGUCUAACAAAACUGCUGAUGAUAAUGAUCAUUCAGAAGUUGAUGACGAUGUCUCUUAUGAAGCGGAGCAGAUUUUAGAUGAACCAGUUGAAAAUAGUUUUGAUAAUGAUAGAAAAAACAAGAUUGUUCCAGAUGUAAUGCAGACUUCACGUAUUGAUUCAUCAACUCGACCAGCAUCACCAGCACAACCGGGAAUGCUCAACAAAUCGGAUAAUAAUGUUAAAAAUAAUAAUAAUAAUAAUAAUAAUAAUACGACAGUUUCAUUGAAUGGAAAAGAUAAUUUCCAAUUACCACCUCAACAUCCAUCAAAGAUAUCACGAGAUAUAAAAACAUUAAAUGAUACCGAGUUAACUGCAUUACGUAAUGAACGUGAUCAACUUUUGUUAACGAUUGAAGAAAUGAAACAUUGUAUCACAGAAUAUGAUCGUAGUUUACAGCAUAUGAUUGAAGAGAAAGCAAUCAGUCAAAAUCAAAUGAAUGUACCAGUCUCUGAUUUAAUUAAAGAACGUGAUGAAGCUGUUGAAGAAUUGGCUACAAUUGAAAAAGCUUUCGGUGAUUUACAUCGACGUUUUGAAAAGUCAAAACAGAUUAUUGAAGGAUUUAAACAAAAUGAAGAUGCUUUGAAACGAAGUAUUGAAGAGUAUAAAAGUCUAUUACAACGUCAAGAAAGAAAAUAUUUAGCCUUAAAAAGCAUGCUGAAGAUCAAUUGCUAAAAGUUAACCAAGAUACAGAAGCAUUGAAACAUGAAUUUGAGACAAAUCAAACCCGUUUACAAGCUUCAUUGAGAAUAGCUGAACUUCAGGUUAAAAGUCUUGAAUCUCAGUUACAACAAAAGACUAGAGAAAAUGAAGAAUUAACAAAGAUCUGUGAUGAAUUAUUGAGUAAAUAUGGUGGAUUAACUUGAUGCCUAUGUAAUUAAUGUUGACGUAUAUACAAGAGAUAACACAAUGUAACCUGUCUAUAUAAUGCCAAAAAAAAAAAGAAGAUGAAGCAAUGAAUAGACGAAAGGAUACAAUAUAUGUAUGAAUGUUUUCUUCUCUUUUCAAUAACUUUGUUUUCUCUGUUUUUUUUCUUUUUCUUAUUUGUACGUAAACCCAUAAACCACCAUCUAUGUAUCUGUAUUUGAAGCGUCCUUAUUUCAUAGACCUUAUCCACCAUAUAUAUAUAUAUAUAUAUAUAUAUAUAUAUAUAUACAUGUAUAAUAUUACAAUGGAAUCUCAUUAGGUGUUGUUUCUUUUUGGCACUGAACCUUUCGUUUCUCUGUCUGGAUAGCCCUAUUCAAGUUGUUGAUAGUAUAUAAUUGAAGUAAGCCUUUCUAUACAAAUUUAUUCGGUACUGGUUCCUAUGUACCUUAGUUUUUCCUGUACUGAGGAAAAACUCUUACAAUGAUACACACACAUGCAUAUAUAUACAUGGUUAUUAUUUCCUCUGUUUUACUUUAAGAAUUGGAGCAAAUUGUCAGAGGAGUACACCUACUGACUGAUUCUAAUCGAAAACCUACUGACACUAUACACUGUUCUGGUUAUUAUUAUUAUUAUUAUUAUUACUACACAUAUUAUACGCGAAUGAAUCCAGUGGAAUUAGCGCAUAUGUUGAAACUUGUGAAAUUGUUUUCGUGGCUAUGUUAUCGUGUAAAUGUUUAUUGCUGACAGGAAGUGGAAACAUAGAUUAUUUUCAAUUAAAUUCAUCGUAUAUCAGUACUAUUAUUAUUAAUAUUGUCAUUACUACUACUACUCACACUACUACUACUACCACUACUACUACUAGUACUACUACUACUCACCUUACUUACACUACUACUACUACUACCACUACUACUACUACUACUACUACUACUACUCACACUACUACUACUACUAUUACUACUCACACUACUACUACUAUUACUACUACUCACGGCACUACUACUCACACUGCUACUACUACUACUAUUACUACUCACAUUACUCAUACUACUACUACUCACACUACCGCUACACUACUACUACUACUCACAUUACUCAUACUACUAGUAAAUACGUAAACUGUUUUUCUGUGCAUCUCAUAUGUUAAUAAGCCUUCAGAAAAAAGUAUCGGCUUGUAAUUCUAUGAUUCAUUGAUCUGUUACAUCACUAUCAUUGGAGUAUUUUUUGUCAGGAUGUUGGAUAAACAGAUUUUACAAUUGGCCGAUUAUGUAAUAGGUUUAUUAAUUGAUAUGACUUUUGUGAAUUCGAUUGCAGAAUAACAUUAUUUGUCGAUUUAUUGCCCUAAUUGUUUUAUUAUGC
Messenger RNA from Heterobilharzia americana, 2809 nucleotides. The record is from the annotation of a GenBank genome assembly. NCBI's taxonomy places the organism in Eukaryota, Metazoa, Platyhelminthes, Trematoda, Strigeidida, Schistosomatidae.